Physella acuta is the source of this 1024-nucleotide messenger RNA. RefSeq lists its product as uncharacterized. NCBI's taxonomy places the organism in Eukaryota, Metazoa, Mollusca, Gastropoda, Physidae. The record is from RefSeq and is a predicted model, not a curated record. Gene Ontology annotation, molecular function: protein binding.
UUGUUGUAGAUAUGAUAUGUACCUCACGAUAGUGUGAUACACGUCAGUGUGUCUCAUGGUGGUGUGUCUCAUAGUAGUGUGUCUCAUGGUGGUGUGCUAACGUGUCGUGUGUUGUUCCUGACAGGUCACAAGGUAUUCAGCAUGAACUGGUAUGUGUACCUCACGAUAUGGUUUACCUUAGGUGUCGUCUACUACCUGUACAGGUACGAAGGCACUUCUGUCUACGUGUUGGCCAGGCAGCUACUACAAACGAACUUAGGCUGCAACUACCCACGAUGUCUAAAUGAUUUUGACCAGAGAGAGUUUGAGAUUGACGUUAAUAAUCAGGAGGAUGUUUGUCUACUGGUUACAGUGUUCCUCAUGUGUAUCAACAAAAACUGUCACCUGAACAAAAGUGAACUUGACCUUGAGAUGAAAAGUUUAAAGACCUUGCUCACAGCCAAGAAUGUCCACUGCGAUUUUCAUUUUGACCAUUAUAAAUCGGAAUGUAAGCUAACCGAAGAUGAAUGCCUAAAUGAAUAUCACAAGCAGUCUGAAGAUGGGCCCAAGUCUAAAUGCAGACGGGUCCGAGAAUAUCUACAAUGCCGCCUCCAGGGCUGUCCGAUGUCCGUCCACAAUCAGUUAACCUUGGUGGAGGAUCAAGAAAGGGAGUUAAGAAGUGUAGGCCUUAAAUGUGACUACGACAAAUAUAAAUUGCUGACAGCCCCAGAUUGUUCCAGGCCCAACGUGUUUGUGUGUAGGAACAGGGCGUGUGUUCACCAAAGUUUUAGAUGCGACGCUAUAAACGAUUGUGGGGACAACAGCGAUGAAAAAAAUUGCUAUUUCUUCAAACCUUCCCGAUUUUCAACCAAAGGAAAAAAAGAAAAGAAAAGAAACAAGUGAAUUUUAAACAUGGCUACUUUUCGCUCUAUUUAAAAUAAAUUACCUUGUUGUCUUAAAUAUUUUAAAAUUAUUUGACUUUGUUUAAUAAGAAUCAAUCUAAAGGUAUUUAAAUUAUUAAAAAUGUAAUAGCUUUUGUUUUAUA